This is a messenger RNA of Prunus armeniaca (apricot), 228 nucleotides long. NCBI's taxonomy places the organism in Eukaryota, Viridiplantae, Streptophyta, Magnoliopsida, Rosales, Rosaceae. The record is from the annotation of a GenBank genome assembly.
AUGGGCACCUCUGAGAGUUUAACCCUUAACUUUUUAGGAGAUACCCUAGUCGGAAAUAUUAUGCCCUCACAACCAUUCCUUCUGCCCAGAAAAAUUCUGCAGAACCUCUCACCUCAAGGUUCCCCAAGGCUAGCGAAGCAUCCUACUUUCAAUUGGGGCCGUGCAAUCGGCUACCCUUUCAUUCGCCGCUCCGGUAAGCUUAUACCUCCUCAUACUUUUAUUUAUUAA